Lathyrus oleraceus (garden pea) is the source of this 1467-nucleotide messenger RNA. RefSeq lists its product as uncharacterized. The coding region runs from base 1 to 1467 and encodes 488 amino acids. The transcript has a single exon. NCBI's taxonomy places the organism in Eukaryota, Viridiplantae, Streptophyta, Magnoliopsida, Fabales, Fabaceae. The record is from RefSeq and is a predicted model, not a curated record.
AUGUCACAACAUCAAGGUACAUCUGCUUCUAAAAAUACUAAGUUUACUCUAAAAUUUAGUCUUCCUCCCAUGGGCGUCCCUGAUGAUGAGAUUCUGGAUGUUGCUCCUCUCUCAGUUAUUCCCGCCGCAGACAUUGAUUUGAACCAACCCAUCUCCAUUGAUGCCUCCGCUUCUGCAUUUUCCAAUCAAGGUAAUCCCUUUAGUAUCCUGUAUGGUUCAACUCCUGUCACUAAGCAUAAGGAAGGAACACACUAUAUUGAUCGUGUUAUAAGAGACCUAGUUACUAGAAUUCUUAAUGAAGGCCACUUUGUGAAGGGGGUUUCUACUCCCCUUGCUCAAAUGUAUCCCCCUCCCGAGGUUGAACAACCUAGUGGUAAGGGUGAUGAUUCCUCUAGUUCUGAAAAGGACUUGGCUUAUGAAGGGUUACGCUUUCUAGGAAAAACCAUGUCUAACAAAGGGAAAUUUGUGGCCUCUAACACUGCUAAUGCUUCCCACUCUGAGAAGCAUGAUGAUGCAAAUGUUAUUAUUGAUCUAGAGGAUGGUAGCUCUGAUGAUCAAGAGGAAAGCUUGAUUCAUCACAUAAAGCCAAGUGUGGCUAAUUGCAUGAAGACUCACAAAGGAAAAUAUGUGGCUGAACUUAUGUUAGUUAGAAAAGCUAAGAAGACUGCUGUCAUUGGUCCCUCCAAACCAUGGAGCAAGGUUGAAAUAAAGAAGAGAAAGGUCAGAGAUGAUUCUGAGCCUGAAGAGGAUGUUGAGGAAUAUGUCCCUGACAUCUCGCCUGCGAAGAAAACUACUGUUAGGAAGUCUCCUAUUAAAGUACAUGUUGUUCAUUUGGAUAACAUCUCCUUCCAUCUUGAGGAUGGAGUUGCUAAGUGGAAAUUUGUGAUUCAAAGAAGGGUAGCUGUGGAAAGGGAAUUGGGAAAAGAUGUUGCUGAUGUCAAGGAGGUCAUGGAUCUGAUACAAGCUGCUGGACUUUUAAUGAUUGUUGUUGGGUUCUCUCAAUGCUACGAAGGUUUAGUCAAGGAAUUUAUUGUUAAUACUCCCGAGGAUAUUUCUGAUAAGAACAACAAGGAGUUCUGCAAGGUGUAUGUGAGGGGUAAGUGUAUAACAUUCUCUCCUACUGCUAUUAAUAAUUUUCUAGGCAGAAAUAAUGAGGGUGCAGGAGAAUUAGAGGUUACAGACAAUCAGGUCUAUAGGGAGAUUAUAGCUAAGCAGGUGAAAGUUUGGCCUUUUAAAAAGCAUCUUCCUGCUGGGAAGUUGACUAUCAAAUAUGCUAUCCUGCAUAAAAUAGGAGCUGCUAACUGGGUCCCUACCAACCAUAUCUCCACCUUUUCUAAUACUCUUGUGAGGUUUAUUUUUGUUGUUGGGCCAAAAGUGAAAUUUGACUAUGGUAGAUAUAUGUUUGAUCAAAUCAUCAAGCAUGCAAUUACUAAUGCAGUUAGCUGCCAAUUGCUUUUCCCUCUAUGA